GUGAAGAGGAACGUUGGCUCUAGAGCCUUAGCUAAACGAAUAAAACUUGCCUAAAAGAACAAUCAUUAUACAUAUACGUAUUAAUCGGAAUUGAUUUAUUGAAUAAUUUAGUUGUGGCCAUUAUGCUGCGCUUUACAAUAGCUUCAAAAUGUGUUAGAAUUAACCUCUAUUGGAUUGCAUAAUCUAAUUUAGUUAGCUAACCUGGCUAGUAGGCUGGAUAAGCGAAGGUUUAUUUUAAACGGAAGUUACUUUCUUAUAGUUAUGGUGUAACGUUAGCUGAACAGCUAAUGUAUAAACAUGAAAACCACCCAGAGCAAGACAACCAAACCAAUACCCGCAUCUGCAACAGAAGAAUGCGGAGUUUGGCUUGACGCUGGCGAAUUAAGAGCAAAGAAACCGAAGAAACGACUGACACGGCCAAUAUCCAAAUUACUGAACCCCCUGGCUCAGUCAGGUGGUUACAGCAUGGCAGUAGCAUUGAGCUUUACACAGACCAAACUGCAAAUGCCUGCAGCAAAACAGAGCACGAUAUCGUCGUUCUUUCCACCGCAGAGUAAAAUGAGUAAAGACACAGAAGAACGUGGGACACCCAGUCCUUCCAAGAUGUCCUUUACUUCACUUCCACAGGCACAUGUGGGAACCAAACGAAAGCGUGAGAUGACAUUUGAACUGUCUUCUGAACCCAGUAAAGACACCAGACAUAUCUCUCUAGUACACCCACAGGAUUCCCAUGUAGAUUUUAAGAGGGAGGCAGAUGAAUUCUGUAAAGACAGAGAAAAAGAGAAGCACUUUUUCCAUUUGAUUUGGGGAUGUCAGUCAGAAGAUCUUGAGCCAGCAGAAAAGAGGAGACGGCCAGAAAAUAUUAUCAUUGAAAAUGUGACAGUCACACAAAAGGAAUGCAACAAAGCAAAAUUUGAUGGAUGUAAAACCAUUGAGGAGAUUAAAGAAAUUCCUGAAACUCUGCUUCAGAGGCAUCAGGUACAACAAGAUUCUUAUGUGCAUUCUAAUCAGAUACAUAAGAGUAGUUUUAGAGCCAACCAGGAUGGUUCUUUAGCUUAUAACUCUGUGAAGGGUUUUCAGAGUCAGAAGCCCUUCAGGCCUUCUAUUCAGAGGGCUGUUUUUACCACAAGAUCAAUCACAGAGACCCAAAACACAGCAAAACAUCCAUCUAAGGCUUAUAAAGAGCUGGAGCUAUGUGAACAGAAUCACCAUUAUAUUCGGUGGGCACCUGUGAAAACAAUGGAUAAAGAAAAUAGCAGAUCCACAUCACCCUUACAACAUGUUAAACAUUUACCUCUUAAGCAGCAGUUCUCUCCUAGUCCAGCAAAGCUUUUUUCAGAUUUUAAGGUGAAGUAUUGUCGGUCACCUAAAAAGUCAGUCAAAGAGUCUCUGGGGGAUGAAGGAGAUUCCUUAGCCAUGUUAUUCACUCAGGACUCCGAAGGCUUUCGGGUGAUUGCCAACCGCAGCAAAUGGGUUAGAUGCCCACUGAAGGAUUGCACUAAUUCUACUGAAGGCAUAGAUUACUCAGACAUCCCAAAGCCAAUGGAACGAGAGGAGAACACAGACCUAGAGCCAGAGAUGCUUUUUACAAAGGACUCUCAGGGAAACAUGGUCAUCAAACACUAAAUGUUACAUUAGAGUUGCAUGGAUAGAUGGAUGUGGAGGAUGAUUUUGUUUUGCUGCUGAUUUGAAAGGUGUUUUAAGUAUCAUCAUAAUUAGACAAUGAUUAGAUAACAUUUAUAUAAUGUUUUUAUUUAUUUAUUUUUCUGAUUACAUGAGCCAAAUAUCCUUGUUCAUUUGGCUCAAUAAAGAAAUGGUCUACCAAAAAUAAAGUGAAUAGGUUGAUUUUAAAACCAUCCUGUAUCUUGUGAGCAUCUUUUUAUUAAAUAGCUGAUAUUGGUAUAUGGCUAUUAUCAGUGAGUUAGUUGGUAAAUAUAAUUCUUGCACAUCUAAUGGAUAUAAAAGAAAAUUGAAUGUCAGUAUUAGAAUAUAAAGGACAACUAGUUUGUAUAUACCUGUGUCAUUGCAAUUUUCCAUACUUCUAUAUAUCUAAUUUGCGCUAUAUUAAUAUGAACUAGCUUACAUGUAGGUGAAUGGUUAUGGACAGUCAUCUUAAAUGUUUUACUGGCCUGAUACAGCCACUUCUACCCAUUAGCUACCAGCUGGUAAGGUUUCUGAAACUGAAUCUUGACACUGAAUCUUGUGAGUUUUCUGAUUUAAUUUUUUUUCUAAGUAUAAUGCAUUAUGAUCUAAUCUGGCUGUAAAUAAUGCUAAGGGAAUAGUAUGAUCAUUGUGAAUUUUCUUCUUUGCUGCACAGUAGCUAGUAAAAUACAAGAGAACCUUAUGAACCUUUUUAUCCUCCUUUGUCAGACAUAAAUAAUUGGACAAGGCAGAUAUUUCUUUUUGCAUGAAUGUAUGAGAUUUAGCUCAUUCUUUUAAUAGAAUGACAUUAGUGUGGUUACAAGUGUAAUUUUCUAAAUUUUAUUAAUUGACUUGGCAAUUUGAGUGGAAAUAAAUAAAAAUACAUCUCACUCAUGUAUUUUUAGCAGGGCCAAAACAGAAAAAUUUAAAUGUUUCUAUGUACCUUUUAGUGUCCCGUGUGAAGUCAACUGGCAAUAUUACCAAUCAUGACUCUUAAAAUGUAUAAAUAAUAGAAUUUGUAAAUAUCCCCAUAUUAAAGUAUAUUAUGUAAUAUUUGAAGUUA
This is a messenger RNA of Electrophorus electricus (electric eel), 2704 nucleotides long. RefSeq names its product aurora kinase A and ninein interacting protein (gene aunip). Gene Ontology annotation, cellular component: spindle pole; centrosome. Gene Ontology annotation, biological process: spindle organization. The record is from RefSeq and is a predicted model, not a curated record. NCBI's taxonomy places the organism in Eukaryota, Metazoa, Chordata, Actinopteri, Gymnotiformes, Gymnotidae.